UACGCAUCAUAAAAAGCACGGACGUCAUGAAGAUUUUCGUUGUUCUAACCGCAAUUCUGGCUUGUGCCAGUACACAAACUUUUGAUGAACAGACGGAGAUAAACGCACGUCAAGAGCGCUUGGUCACUAACCAGAUUGCUUCCGCCAUCGAAGAUAUCAGAAAGCAAAUAAGAGAAGCCGGAUUCGAUCCACUGGACGUUGAUAGAAGAGAAAUUGUCAUCCCUCCAGAGGAAGACUUCCAUGCACUUGCCGCUUUCGCCGAGGACAUCAAAAGCACUGGAUUAAGCAACAUCGUCAUUAUCACUAACAAUUUUAGCAUCCUUAGCGCCCGUCUCAACUUAGUCCUGAGUCUACCUCGUGUUGAAGCUAGCGUUGGUGCUGCCCGUGUUGAGCUUAAUGUGUUCGAUUACGAAGGCUACGCUAGCGCCAGUGGACGUGCCGCCAUAAACAACCUUCGUGUUAGCGCUGAAGUGCGUAUAAGCAUAAGCGUCGUCUCAGGAAUUUCUAUUAGGAGUCUCAAUAUAGACCUUACCUUAGGAGGAGUUGAGGCGGAUCUAAAUGUUAAUUUGUUUGGACGCGACCUCUCCGACACCAUCACUAACUUCCUCUCACAGACCGUGCCAACCACUAUUGCCAAUAACAGGACCACAAUCAACAGGUUUUUGGAAUACACCCUGCUUCAAAUAAUCGAAGAUUUUCUUCCCUAAGCAACAACAACAAACAAC
Molecule: messenger RNA, 725 nt
Organism: Bombyx mandarina (wild silkworm)
Lineage: Eukaryota; Metazoa; Arthropoda; Insecta; Lepidoptera; Bombycidae
Biological process (GO): multicellular organismal reproductive process
Source: RefSeq, a predicted model, not a curated record